AUGUCAUUAGUGAAUUUGGGUAAUGUUUGCGCGCACUUGCAAAACUGUUCCCGCGCAAGAAUUGGUUUGACUUCAAUCCCAUAUACAAAGUUACACUUGAACUUCGCUUAUAACUUAUACAAGCAUGGCUUCUUAUCCAGUUUACAACGAGGAUCUACUAAGGGCCCAGAUGUCACACCGGUAGACGUAACGCCAGAUAAUAUCGCUACUAGAAAACUGUGGUUGGGUUUAAAAUACAGGGAAAACAAGCCAGUUAUUUCUAGUUGUAGAUUGAUAUCAAAACCAAACUUGAGAAUCAGUCUAGAUGCACAUGAUUUGAAGAAACUAUGUUCAGGUACCUCCGUCAGAUUGAUCAAACCUUUGGCUCCUGGUGAAUUAAUUUUAGUGAAAUCUGGGAAUGAAAUUAUGGAUAUCGAUGAUGCUAUCGCCAAGAAAGUCGGUGGUGAAGUGCUAUGCAGAAUUAGGUGA
This is a messenger RNA of Kluyveromyces lactis, 468 nucleotides long. It is a transcript of the gene MRPS8, whose product is annotated as mitochondrial 37S ribosomal protein uS8m. Lineage: Eukaryota; Fungi; Ascomycota; Saccharomycetes; Saccharomycetales; Saccharomycetaceae. Gene Ontology annotation, biological process: translation. Bases 1 to 468 code for a protein of 155 amino acids. The record is from RefSeq and is a predicted model, not a curated record. Gene Ontology annotation, molecular function: structural constituent of ribosome. Gene Ontology annotation, cellular component: ribosome; mitochondrion. The transcript has a single exon.